UUUGUUCUUUGGUCGAGUGGGCGAUUGUUGUUUUUGGUUUUUCGCACGGGUUUGCUACAAAAACAUUUUGUUUAAUUUAUUUUAAAUUUUGGCUGCGUCAGCCUAAGCAACAAUAUCACGAAUGUGUGCAAAAGUUGGGUAAAAUAUAAAUAUACUCGUUUAAAUAUCAAAUAAUUAGAUAAGGUCGCAAUUGUGUUUAAUUGCGUAGUGCGUGGCCAUACAUAAUUAAUGUAAUUAUCGUUUUAAUAUAUGUAUUUGUGGCGAAAAUAUUGAACGCUUUGAAUUGCUGGAGUGAACAAAAUACAAAUGUAUUGCAGUGUUUUCUUUUAUUUUCUGGUUGGAAUUUUAGUACAAUUAAAAUGAAAGAAAUGAAACCGGUUCCGUGCUGUGUGAUGCAGUGAAUAGAUUUUUGUGUUUUUCUUUAUCGAUGAAAAGAAAGCUGAUGCUGUAAUAUGUUAAAAUUAUACGAAUUGCCAAGUGUAAAAGAGUGAAAAGUGGAUAAAUAAAUACAUGUAUACAUACAUGCACACAAGGUAAAGCAGAAUUAAAAGAAAAAAUUUUGUUGCAAAACCAAAUCGGUGUGCUGCAAAAACCAGCUACUCAUUUUAGAAGUGCUGGCAUCGCAAUUUGCAUGGAUUAAAAUUACAUAUCUACAUACAUUUCGCUUUGCUAAAUGGUACACUCUGAUAUGGCAAUUCUUCACUGAUGCCAGUAUACCAUUGUCCAUAUGUAGCCCCAUUGAAUCAUCAGCACUGGAACUAUGCGUGGCAUAAUUUAAUCACAACGAAAGCAAUUGCGUUUUAUUAUUCGUUCCUUUAUCACUUUACUGCUUAUAGUUAUCGUACAUAAUACAUACAUACAUACAUACCUACAUACAUAUGUAUUACAUUUAAAUGUACAAAUAGCUUCUGUACACUAGCACUUCGUACUCUUCCAUAAAACCAUUUGCGUAUCCGCUUAACACAAGGCAAAAUGCCAUCAAUAGCAACAAAGGCAACAGCAAAAUAUUGCAAACUUUUAUCUCUGCUCAUAAUUUUGUGCGGCAUAAACGUUGCCUGCUCGAAAGAUUUACUCGUCAAUUUAGCCGAGGGAUUGGAUGGGCCAAAUGUUUGUAAGAAACGCGAAAAUUAUCCUGUUGAGGUCACCACCACCGAACUGCAAUCAUAUCAGGAACGCCAAACAGUUUGGUGUCUCAAUGUGCCACCACGUUGCUCGACAUAUCAAAUAAAACAUCGCACUAUUAAUAAGACGCGUACGCUUAUGAAAACGCGUAUUGUACGCGCAUGUUGUGAUGGUUACACGGAAAAUCUGAUUGGCGACGGUUGUAUACCCGAAUGCAGUAAAAAAUGCGAACAUGGCAAAUGUAUUGCGCCGGAGAAGUGCAAAUGCGAACAAGGCUGGGGUGGCGAUACGUGCGAUAUAAAUUGCCCAGCUGGUUACUGGGGACGCGAUUGCAGCAAGCCUUGCGACUGCUUAAACAAUGCCACAUGCGAUCCCGCCACCGGUGAAUGCGAAUGCGCCAAAGGAUAUACGGGUGAGAAAUGUGGCGAUACAUGUCCGCCAGAUCGUUACGGCGCCAAGUGUAUGGAGGAGUGUCGCUGUGAGAAUGGCGGCAGCUGCCAUCACAUUUCAGGCGAAUGCAAUUGUGCGCCUGGCUUUACGGGUCCACUUUGUGAAGACCUCUGCCCUGAUGGCAAACAUGGCGUGCAAUGCAAACAAGAUUGUCGCUGUCAGAAUGGCGGCAAAUGUGAUCCGAAGAGUGGGGCUUGCCUGUGCCCGGCGGGUUGGACGGGUGAUGUUUGCGCCAAUAAGUGUCCAGGUGGCUUCUUUGGCGAACACUGCAAAGAGCAAUGUGAGUGCUUCAAAGGUGGGCCAUGUCAUCACAUAAGCGGAAAGUGUGAAUGCCCACCUGGCUAUCUCGGUGAACUGUGCUACGAGGAAUGCCCAUUCAACACCUACGGCCUAAACUGCACGGAGAAAUGCAAGUGUCAGAAUGAUGCGCUCUGCGAUAAGGCGACAGGCGCCUGCCAAUGUGCGCCUGGAUGGCGCGGCGAUGACUGCAGCGAGCGCGUUUGCGCUUACGAUAAAUACGGCGAAGAUUGCAAUAAGACGUGCGACUGUGAUGCGCUCAAUACGCGCGCCUGUCAUCCGGAGACGGGCAAAUGCUACUGUGAGAAUGGUUGGAGUGGCGCGCAAUGCAAUCGACCUUGCCCAUUCCUAAAGUAUGGUCCUAAUUGUGAAUUGAAUUGCGAAUGUGCAAAUUAUGCGCGCUGCUCACCGAUUAAUGGCACUUGCAUAUGCGCGCCGGGUUUCCAGGGCGAAAAGUGCGAGGAGCGUUGUCCGGAGGGUCGUUAUGGGCAGGAUUGCGCACAGAAAUGUGAGUGUGAAAAUGGUGCAGCGUGUUCACCUGAGACGGGACAGUGUAGCUGUACUGCCGGUUGGCGUAAUAUCAAAUGUGAUCGUCCUUGCGACUUGUACUACUACGGCGAAAAUUGUAAAUUCAAAUGUGAUUGUAAAAAUAAUGCGGGUUGUAAUCCACAAAAUGGCACUUGCACUUGUGCGCCCGGCUGGAUGGGCGAAAAAUGCGAUCAGAAAUGUGAGCCGUUUACAUUUGGCCUUGGAUGUGAGUUGCAAUGCGAAUGUGAUGCCAAUAAUACGAUCGCCUGUGAUUCGGCCACGGGCAAGUGUGUCUGCAAGCAGGGCUGGGGAGGUGUACAUUGCGAAACCAAUUGCCCAACGGGUUAUUAUGGCGAAAAUUGUGAUCAAGUUUGCAGAUGCUUGAAUAACUCUUCGUGCGAUCCGGACACUGGACGUUGUAUUUGUGCUGCUGGUUGGACUGGUAUUGACUGUUCAGAGCCAUGUGCGCAUGGGUUCUUCGGUGUGGGCUGCAGAGAACGCUGUCCCGAGUCAGCGCAAAAUAAUACCAGCUGUGACCACAUAACCGGUGAAAUUGUGUGCCGCGCGGGCUACAUUGGUUUGACUUGUAAACACCCCUGUCCGAGCGGUUACUACGGGCCAGGUUGCAAGAAUCAGUGCCAUUGUGAAAAUGGUGGCGAGUGCAAUCAUGUCUCUGGCCAAUGCUUGUGUUUGCCCGGUUGGACUGGUGCCAAUUGCAACAUUUCUUGUCCGGAUGAAUACUAUGGACCGAAUUGCGCGCAACAUUGUCGCUGUCAAAAUGGCGGCACUUGUCGCAAAAAUGACGGAUUCUGUGUGUGUCCAGCUGGCUGGAUGGGCACGCGUUGUGAAGAAGUGUGUCCUGAGGGCUUCUAUGGCAAACACUGCAUCACCCAAUGCGAGUGUCCAUCACAGAACUUCGUCUGUCACAUUGCUGUCGGUUGUGUUUGUCGCAAGGGAUAUACGGGCGAUAAUUGCGAUAUGCUGUUGGCUGAAGAGCGCAUACAACAAGCGCAUGCGGGAUCCAAUCAGUCAGCUAUUGUUUGGGGCUGCUUUAUUUUCCUAAUUCUACUCGGCGUUAUAUUGGCAGUCGUUUUUCAUUAUCGUCGACGCGUUUCUAAUUUGAAAACCGAAAUACAACAUGUACAAUAUAUUAGCGACCCCAGUCAAAGUUGGGCAGAUCGAAAUUUCGACAAUCCCGUUUAUGGUUAUCCAGAAACUCAACAACACCAACAACAGCGUUUACUCAACAAUAUGAGACCGAAGAUAAACGAUUUGGAUCGUAGUGGCAUGUAUACAGAUAACUCGAAUGCGAGCACUGGAUCUGCUUCGUAUUCUGUAAACUUUACACAUGAUAUGUUUGCUAAGAAUUUAAAUGCGGAUCUCACCAAUCCAAACGUUUACGACCCAUAUGAAGAUCCUUUGAAGGAGGAGCAUGUCUACGAUGAAAUCAAGCAGAAAGAAGGUUAUAAUCCCGUCAAAGUGUAUAGCAAGAAACUAUUUCCUGAGGAUGAAUACGAUCACUUGGACUACUCGCGGCCGAGUACAUCGCAGAAACCGCAUUAUCAUCGCAUGAACGACACCGUGCUUAAUAUAAAUCGUGAUGAGGAGAAGCCGAGUAAUUUGAAAGCAAUGAGUCAUCUACUAGAAAAACCAACAGCUAACGGCACAGCGGCUGCCGCCUUCGAUGAAGCGGCGGAAGAUGAAGAUGGAACUGCCUCUACAUCAAUGGCAGCGCUAGCUAAGCACUAUAUGACAAAUACGGCGGAGGAUGCGACAAGCGAUAGCAUUUGUGAUAACGCAUCAACCGCCUCGCCAAGCUCCAGUCCAGGUCAUGCUAUAUAGAAAAAAAACAACAGUAGAUACAUUUAAUUUGUUUGUGUAAAUGCGUCUAGUUAUUGUUUAUGUAUGUAUAAUUUAAAGUAAUUUAUAUAGCUUGUGUGCUGAUGACAUGGAAAUCAUCUGAAAAAAUUAGUGACAAUUGUUAGAUGCCACGCUGAAAAUGUAUACAUAUGAAAGUGGAUCGUAUUUGAACGCGCCCACACACAUACAUAUUUAUAUGAACGAAAAGCAGCGCUGCACAUUCUAUGUAGAAGUGUGUGAAAGUUUGCAGCGUAGCUUCCUUUUUAAAAUAUAUUUUUUAACAUUUUUUUAUUUGUUUAAUAUUUAUUCAAUUGUAUAUUGUCUAUUUUCGAACUGCAUACACCAAUAUUAAGUCGAUAUAUAUUUGUAUAUUUGUAUGCUCGAAUAAUGUUUGUAUAUUUUUUUUUUAUGAUUUCGUUAACUAAUAAAAAUAACACUGGCCGCUGGCCUUAAAUUCCGGUAUAAUUGAGAAGCAAACGAUGCCAAUAUUCGUAAUUAAAUUUGUUGCAAUAUGCUCAAUUAAAAAAAAAAAAAUUAAAUUUUAUACAUUUUAAUUUAAGCCAAUUUUAGAUUUAUGUACAUAAUUUGCAGAUUUUUUGUAAGCAUGAACAUUACUGGGUAUGUUGCGUGGUUGAUAUUUUAAUUAGUAGUGAUAUUAUUUAUAGCAUGCAUAAAAACAUAUAAUGCACAUUAAGUACUCGUAUGUAUGUAUUUCAUAUAAAAAGAGAAACAAAGAAAAGCGAAACAGAUAUAUAUAUAAAUUAAUGAAAUUCCCCUGCUGUCUAAAUAAAUAGGCUAAUCCUGUUUCUGGAAAAACAGAAAAUUUAAAUUUUUUGUAAAAAAAAAGUUUUAUUGUUUUUCAAAAUAUUCGCCCAUAAGAUCUAUACAUUCGAGGAAACCAGUUAUCGAAACAUUUAUGCCACUCUGAAGUGGAUACCUCAACAAUAUAGUUUCUUGAAUGCUUAAACGGCAUCUUCAGAUUUUGAAAAACGCUCACCACGCAUUUGUGUUUAAUAAACGGGAAGAGGAAGAAGUCAUUACUCAUUAUUUAGACUUUUUUCUCUCCUUGUCUCGGUGAAGUUUGGAGACAAAUCGGUUUCGGCGUGGUUCCAAAAUACAUCAUAUCGCUAGUUUUAAAGUAAAAAGUGGCUAAGUUCAGUUUUUCAAAAUUUACAGGAGGGAAUAAAAACCUUUCAAGCUCAUUUUAAGUUGUAAUUUAAAUUUCGCAUAUUCUAAGCUAAAACAACUUAAAACGAUUAAAAUUCUACAACGCAAAUGACAAAUUUUUAUAUUCCUUGGCACUUAUCAAUUUUUGUGUGACUUUUUUGGACUUAGAACAUUCGCGUAUAGCUGAAUAGAAAUGGUUAGAUGGUUUGUUCUUUUCUGUAACUGUGCAUUUUUAAUUGUGUAUACUUCUUGCAUCCAAAUAUAUGUUUUCGUUUUAGAAAAAUUGGACUUAGCAACUUUUCACUUAGGAAAAUUGUGAUGCAUUUUUCACUCCUUGUAUGCUGGGCAGGUGUUUCCCAGUUAAUCAAUGCAGCUUCAUGUCCCUUCUCCAGUCGUAUGGGUGCCGUCUUACAUACAUGUUGCGGUGGGAAACAGAACUUGUUGGUAUAGUUCCCGGGAGUAUCUGACUUCGCCUCGUGAAAGUCGCUCGAGAGGGCAGUCUGCAGUCGUAUGUAGACCAGCACUCUGGCAUAUUUGCGGGUUUCUGACCACACUGGUACUGCGUAGUUCACCAAUCACCUACCGGACGAUUGGUUGUAGGUGGUUGGUAGUAGGAUUUCCGAAAGCUAGCGACUUGUGAACUAUGUUGCUUUCCCGAAUUCGCAUUAGUGUGUGCUCAAAAAG
Molecule: messenger RNA, 6108 nt
Organism: Rhagoletis zephyria (snowberry fruit fly)
Lineage: Eukaryota; Metazoa; Arthropoda; Insecta; Diptera; Tephritidae
Gene: drpr
Product: multiple EGF like domains draper
Biological process (GO): heterophilic cell-cell adhesion
Molecular function (GO): scavenger receptor activity; protein binding
Source: RefSeq, a predicted model, not a curated record